UCCGUAGACAUCAUUACAGUGCGCCGGAAGGAGAGUCGGUAGGCGCUUCUGGAGUUAUGGCGACGGUGGAUAUCCGAGAUAAUCUGCUGGGAAUCUCUUGGGUUGACAGCUCUUGGAUCCCUAUUUUGAACAGUGGUAGUGUCCUGGAUUACUUUUCAGAAAGAAGCAAUCCCUUUUAUGACAGAACGUGUAAUAAUGAAGUGGUCAAAAUGCAGAGGCUAACAUUAGAACACUUGAAUCAGAUGGUUGGAAUUGAAUACAUCCUUUUGCAUGCACAAGAGCCCAUUCUUUUCAUCAUUCGAAAGCAACAACGGCAGUCCCCUGCUCAAGUUAUCCCACUGGCUGAUUACUAUAUCAUUGCUGGCGUGAUCUAUCAGGCACCAGACUUGGGAUCAGUUAUAAACUCCAGGGUGCUUACUGCAGUACAUGGCAUUCAAUCAGCUUUUGAGGAAGCUAUGUCGUACUGCCGAUACCAUCCUUCCAAAGGAUAUUGGUGGCACUUCAAAGAUCAUGAAGAGCAAGAUAAAGCCAAACCUAAACCCAAAAGGAAAGAAGAACCAAGCUCUAUUUUCCAGAGACAGCGUGUAGAUGCUUUACUUGUAGACCUUAGACAAAAAUUUCCACCCAAAUUUGUGCAGCAAAAGUCUGGAGAAAAGCCUGUUCCAGUGGAUCAGACAAAAAAAGAAGCAGAGCCUGUACCAGAAACUGUGAAAUCUGAGGAGAAAGAGACCACAAAGAAUGUCCAACAGACUGUGAGCACUAAAGGUCCCCCUGAGAAACGAAUGAGAAUUCAGUGAGGAUUGACGGAAAAGAAGCCUGCAAGACUCCUCUUGUCAAUUAUAAUACCUCAGUACUGCGAUAGGCUCUUGAGCCUUAAAACACUAUCAGUCCUCCUUUGUUUGUAAUGUGCUUGUGCUUUAAGAAAGGACAUUAACCCUAUCAUGCCUUCUAUGUGAAUAUUUCUUACAGGUCUUUUGUAACCUUGUCUCUACUGGACUUGGGCAGUAACCCUAACUUACCAAGUGUACCAGUAUGUAUCAUUAAAGCAAAAAUAAAGGUAUUUGUAUAUAUUGCUUCA
Messenger RNA from Jaculus jaculus (lesser Egyptian jerboa), 1078 nucleotides. RefSeq names its product mediator complex subunit 6 (gene Med6). The transcript has 8 exons. The coding region runs from base 57 to 797 and encodes 246 amino acids. Gene Ontology annotation, cellular component: mediator complex; core mediator complex. The record is from RefSeq and is a predicted model, not a curated record. Lineage: Eukaryota; Metazoa; Chordata; Mammalia; Rodentia; Dipodidae. Gene Ontology annotation, molecular function: transcription coactivator activity. Gene Ontology annotation, biological process: regulation of transcription by RNA polymerase II.